Molecule: messenger RNA, 1494 nt
Organism: Elephantulus edwardii (Cape elephant shrew)
Lineage: Eukaryota; Metazoa; Chordata; Mammalia; Macroscelidea; Macroscelididae
Product: sorting nexin-7-like
Exons: 9
Coding region: 40-1395 (451 amino acids)
Molecular function (GO): phosphatidylinositol binding
Source: RefSeq, a predicted model, not a curated record
CGGCUGGCGGCGGCGGCCCGCGGGGCGCGCACUCUCGGGAUGGAGGGCGAGCUCCGGGCAUCACAGCCACGCUGCUCGGGCCUCCCAGCUGGGGGAGCAGACGGGGAGAGCCCGGGAGACAGCGCCCCCGUGUCUUGCAGUAGCGGCUCGUCCACCCUGCUGCAGGCCGAAGUGCUGGAUCUGGAUGAGGACGAAGACGACCUGGAGGUGUUCAGUAAGGAUGCCUCACUGAUGGACAUGAAUUCCUUCAGCCCUAUGAUGCCAACAUCCCCUUUAUCGAUGAUAAACCAAAUUAAAUUUGAAGAUGAGCCAGAUUUGAAGGAUCUCUUUAUUACAGUUGAUGAACCUGAAAGCCAUGUUACUACAAUUGAAACUUUCAUUACUUACAGGAUUAUUACUAAGACAUCUCGUAGUGAGUUUGACUCUAGUGAAUUUGAAGUUAGAAGACGUUAUCAAGAUUUUUUGUGGUUGAAGGGAAGACUUGAAGAAGCACAUCCCACUCUGAUCAUUCCUCCACUGCCAGAGAAGUUUAUAGUGAAAGGAAUGGUGGAACGCUUUAAUGAUGACUUCAUUGAGACACGGAGGAAGGCGUUGCAUAAAUUUUUGAAUCGUAUUGCUGAUCAUCCAACUUUAACAUUUAAUGAAGACUUUAAAGUUUUUCUUACUGCACAAGCUUGGGAACUGUCUUCUCACAAGAAGCAAGGACCUGGAUUGUUCAGUCGAAUGGGGCAGACCGUCAGAGCUGUUGCCUCCUCCAUGAGAGGAGUGAAGAACCGCCCAGAGGAGUUCAUGGAUAUGAAUAACUUUAUUGAAACAUUUAGCCAGAAAAUAAAUUUGAUAGAUAAAAUAUCCCAGAGAAUUCACAAGGAAGAACGGGACUAUUUUGAGGAAAUGAAAGAAUUUGGGCCAAUUCAUAUUCUGUGGUCAGCAUCAGAAGAGGAUCUGGUUGAUAGCCUCAAAGGUGUUGCCAGCUGCAUUGACAAAUGCUGUAAGGCCACAGAAAGGCGGAUGUUUGGACUCUCUGAGACCCUGUUACCUGUUGUACAUGAGUACGUCCUUUAUAGUGAAAUGCUAAUGGGUGUUAUGAAAAGACGAGACCAAAUACAAGCAGAUCUGGACUCUAAAGUUGAAGCUUUGACCUAUAAAAAGGCAGAUACUGAUCUGCUUACAGAAGAAAUUGGAAAACUUGAAGAUAAAGUGGAAUGUGCUAAUAAUGCCUUGAAAGCAGACUGGGAAAGAUGGAAACAAAAUAUGCAAAACGAUAUCAAGUCAGCAUUUACAGAUAUGGCAGAGGAAAAUAUCAGCUAUUAUGAACAGUGCCUUGCUACAUGGGAAUCUUUCCUUACAUCACAGACUGACUUCCAUUUGGAAGAAAACUCUGAAGAUAAUGCUUAAUCCCAUUGAAGACUUACUUUGGGAGACAGCAUCUAUCAACCAAAGUUAUUCUUUCUGGAUGAGUUGUGUCUUCUAAAAUGUUUUACAAUAUCUGGAAAA